This is a messenger RNA of Andrographis paniculata, 1234 nucleotides long. Its product is annotated as transcription factor CYCLOIDEA-like. The coding region runs from base 80 to 1063 and encodes 327 amino acids. Gene Ontology annotation, biological process: regulation of secondary shoot formation. Lineage: Eukaryota; Viridiplantae; Streptophyta; Magnoliopsida; Lamiales; Acanthaceae. Gene Ontology annotation, molecular function: sequence-specific DNA binding; DNA-binding transcription factor activity. The transcript has 3 exons. The record is from RefSeq and is a predicted model, not a curated record. Gene Ontology annotation, cellular component: nucleus.
UCAUUUUCUGUGAAUUGAUACGAUCAAUUGCCAAUUAGGGUUUUCAAUUUGGGGGAAAUUAGGGUUUCUUGUUUCUAAAAUGUUUGGGAAGAAUAAUCAUUCCUACAUGUUCCCGCCGGAAUCCGGCGCCGGCGAUAUAAACGGCGGCGGCGGUUUGUCGAUUCACCACGAGUUUCUCGCCAGGCAUUACUUGGCGGCUGCCGCCGCCGCCGCCUCCGGCGGCGGCGGCCCUCCUCCGGUUUCGUUGUUUGAUCAUCAUAACAAUAAUCUGAGCAGAGGCGGAGAUCCGGCGGCGGCGGCGAUGGGGAUGGCGGCGAGUCCGAGGAAGAACGCGGCGGCGAAACGCGACCGGCACAGCAAAAUUUACACUUCCCAGGGGCCGCGCGACCGCCGCGUGCGGCUGUCGAUCGGCAUCGCCAGAAAAUUCUUCGACCUUCAGGAGCUCCUCGGAUUCGACAAGCCGAGCAAAACCCUCGAUUGGCUGCUGACGAAAUCGAAGGCCGCCAUUAAAGACCUGAUGCAGCAGACCAAGCAAAACGCCGCCUCCGCCGAGAACUCCCCCACCCCUUCUGACGGCGAGGUCGAUUCUCCGGCAAGCCCCGAAAACGCCGAUCCGGUCGACAAUUCCUUCUCCGGCAAGGGCAAAUCCGUCAAAGACCCUCACCAGAUCGCGGCAAAGGAAUCGAGAGUCAAGGCCAGAGCACGUGCGAGGGAAAGAACACUUGAGAAAAUGUGCAUCAAGCAGAUGAACAACGUCAAUGGCGGCUACGAGUCAUCAUCAAACCCUGGAAUAAUCCCAAUCCACUACAUGAACAAUCAGCUGAACGAUUUCUGCAGAAUCUCCGGCGGCUCGCCGUCGUCGUCGUCGACGUCGACCAAGAACAACACUCCUCCAUCGUCGUCAUCAAUUUGGGGAUUUCAGCAAAACCUAACGACCUCAACAAGAGAUUCAUCGAUUCCAAUUUCCAAUCUCCCACUCGACAAUUGGGAUUUCCAUUCCUCCAAUUUAUACGCACUUCUGGAUCAGCACAAAUUCAUCAAUAGCAGCACUUCGAACAACUGAAAGCAAACAAAAAACAAAAAAUCAUAAAAAAAAAAAAAAAAGAAAGAAUUGUUGUGUCGGAAUUGUUGGGAAUCAAUGAUUUAAUUGCCAUUUCUAUCAAAGUGUUGGUGGAAAUUGUUGAGAAAUUUUAGUAGUUAUGGUUAUGGUUAAUUUGUGAGGUCAAUAACCAAU